UACACUAUAAUCGUCGUCCUCCUGAUGUACGGUCGUUGACAAGAGAAGCUCGAUAUAAAAAAGUAAUGAAAUAAAUCGAAUUACUCAUUAACCUUCUGCAUAAAGAGUAAGCAAUGGGAAGUACAACUACCUUAUCAAAUGAACAUGCGGACGCUUUCAGUUCAAUAAAUGAAAGACCGGUGGAUGAUAUUUCACUGGAAUUUUUCUACAAACCUCAUACUAUAACGUUAUUAGCUGUUUCGAUUGCUUCAGUUAUUUAUACAGCAUUUGUCAGAGAUGAAACAAAUACACAAGAUAACUUAUGGUCUGGAAUUUGCUGUGUAAUUUUCUUUUUCCUUAUAAUAUCAGUCCUCACAUUCCCUAAUGGCCCAUUUACUAGACCACAUCCAGCUGUAUGGAGAAUUGUUUUUGGGAUGUCAGUACUAUAUCUUCUUGCACUGUUGUUUCUUCUAUUUCAAAGCUAUUCCACUGUUUAUGAGAUAAUGUAUUGGGUGGAUCCUAAUUUAAGAAAUUUUCACAUUGACAUGGACAAGGAGUAUGCUGUUAACUGUACAGACAUAACUUUAGCAAGAGUGUGGUCUCAUGUUGAUGUGUUUGCAUGGGGCCACUUUUUAGGUUGGGCUUUUAAAGCCCUACUAUUUAGGCAUGCAGGCUUAUUGUGGGCUAUUUCAAUAAUGUGGGAAAUAACUGAGAUAGCAUUUGCACAUUUGCUCCCGAAUUUCAAGGAGUGUUGGUGGGACUCUCUUAUUUUGGAUGUUUUGAUUUGUAAUGGGUUGGGUAUAUGGUUUGGUCUCAAAAUAUGUAAAGCUUUAGAAAUGCGAGCAUACAAAUGGGUCAGUAUCAGAGAUAUAUCUUCUACAACCGGAAAAAUUAAAAGAGCUAUACUACAGUUUACUCCUGUGCAAUGGACUCCUGUGCGUUGGUUAGAUCCCACAAGCACAUACAUGCGUUUCUGUGCUUUGAGCCAACUUGUUGUGUUUUGGCAAAUUUCUGAAUUAAAUACUUUUUUUCUUAAACAUAUAUUUGAAAUGCCACCAUCACACCCACUGGUAAUUGCACGGCUCUGUCUGAUAGGCGUAAUUGUAGCUCCAUCUGUAAGACAGUACUACACAUACGUGACUGAUCCAAAAUGUAAAAGAGUUGGAACACAGUGUUGGGUUUAUGGUGCAAUAAUGGUUACUGAAUCAAUGUUAUGUAUUAAAAAUGGAAAAGAACUCUUUGGUCAAGCUCAAGUAUGCAAUGUUAUCAUAUGGCUAGUUAUCCAAAUGUUAGUGUCCAUAGGAUGUGUCUAUGGGAUGGUGUUAUACCAUCGUUAUUUUGAGUCUACAAAGGAGUCAGCUGGUGACAGUCCAAAAAAAGCUAACUAAGGGUCUAGUGUACAUAAUUUUACUCAGAAGAUUUGACAGUGUAUAUUUCUAUGGACUUUCGUAACCGCGUAACAUUCGGUGGCCGUGAGAUCGUCUGUAGAUCUACGCUAAUAAAAUUAGAGUAAUAAAAAUAGCCAAAAAUUAUACUACAUACCUGCGUAUGUAGUUUUCCUCAAUAUGUUGUAUGUCUAUUAAUUUAUUGCUAGUUUUAUUGA
Bombyx mandarina (wild silkworm) is the source of this 1582-nucleotide messenger RNA. It is a transcript of the gene l(3)77CDf, whose product is annotated as phosphatidylserine synthase 1 homolog l(3)77CDf. Gene Ontology annotation, molecular function: L-serine-phosphatidylethanolamine phosphatidyltransferase activity. Lineage: Eukaryota; Metazoa; Arthropoda; Insecta; Lepidoptera; Bombycidae. The record is from RefSeq and is a predicted model, not a curated record. Gene Ontology annotation, biological process: phosphatidylserine biosynthetic process.